Adineta steineri is the source of this 528-nucleotide messenger RNA. Lineage: Eukaryota; Metazoa; Rotifera; Eurotatoria; Adinetida; Adinetidae. The record is from the annotation of a GenBank genome assembly.
AUGUUGAAAACUAUUCUUCGUCAUGGUUGUCGUCUACGACCCGCAAUGAAUAUGCGUUUAUCAACACCAUUAUAUAAUCGUUUACAUACAUUAUCAUCUGGAAAUACAAAUCGAAAUGGUCAAGUUUGGCCAUAUGUUUUUGUAUCACGUCGUACAACGAUUCUUGAUCAACAUGUUAAAGAUGCUGGACAAAUGCGUACACCACCACCAAUGACACCGGCUGAUAUUGAAUCACGUGUAUUACGUAUUUGUAAUGAAUAUGAUAAAAUUCAAGAAGCAAAUAAAAAUAAAAUAACUUUGGCAACUCAUUUUAUGAAUGAUCUUGGUCUUGAUAGUCUCGAUCAUGUUGAAAUUAUUGUUGCAUUAGAAAAUGAAUUUGGUUUUGAAAUUCCUGAUGCUGAUUAUGAUAAAUUAUAUACAAUUCAAUCUGUAGUUGAUUAUUUAGUCAGAAAAAUGAAUAUCACCGAACAUGCAAAACCUGUUGUUUCAUCAGCAUCUGAUCCACGUUAUGACGAUCAUCAUCAUUGA